UAACUGCUGGAUGGCUGUAGAGUUUACGCAGAUAAAUGGAGGUCGCUUCAUCAACGAGAGCGCUCUCUACUCGUACCGGUGUUCCGACAAAGGGUUGCUGCUACCCUUCAUCUCUGAGUACACGUGGCCCGAAGAGGUGCGGGCGACGCUCUACUUCAUCGGGCUGCUCUACUGCUUCCUGGGCGUGUCUAUCAUCGCCGAUAUUUUCAUGGGAGCCAUCGAGAAAAUUACAAGCAAAACUAAGAAAGUGCGUACAUUAAUGUACAAGAAAAAUAUUUGUAAAAUCAAGUUUUUGUUUUGUAUUUCUAGGCCUUUUUGCUUUGCAUAUGUUUUCUGUGUAUACAUGGCGCAGCCGGGUGCAGAAGAACCAGCCAUCGUCGAGGUCAGAGUGUGGAGCGACACGGUCGCCAACUUGACGCUCAUGGCCCUCGGCUCAUCGGCGCCUGAAAUUUUUCUAUCCUGCAUUGAAGUUGUUGGCAACAAGUUCACUGCUGGAGAACUCGGUCCUUCUAACAUCGUAGGUUCAGCGGCCUACAAUCUCUUUGGAAUAACAGCAAUCUGCGUCAUGUGUGUACCCAAGGGCGAGACUCGACGGAUCAAGGAUUUCAAGGUGUUCGUCGUCACGAGCGUGUUCUCGCUGGUAGCUUACAUGUGGCUGCUGAUAAUUAUUGUCGUGAUCUCGCCUAACGUCGUUGAGGUCUGGGAGGCGUUUGUGACGCUUUCUUUCUUCCCUUUGCUUGUUUUCUUGGCAUGGUUGGCAGAGAAGAACUUCUGUGGCGCGCCUUCUAAGAUUGGGACCAGCAAGCAGGAAUUGAGAGACUUAGAGCCAGAUGACAAGUUGAGUGAAGACGAGUACUUCCAUAACGGCCACCUGGACCACGACGGUCUGGUGCGCUUCAUCAAGGAGGUCAAAAAAUAUCCUGGCCUCACCGACGAGGACAUCGCAGCGCUCGCGGCCUCUAAGUUGGUUCAGUCUCAGUCGCACUCUCGGCUGUGGUACCGCGUGGGCGCCGUCCGCAAAAUGACCGGCGGGCGGAAGACGCAGCCACAGCUCUCCGCCAGACUCACGAAGUCAGUCGCGCAGAGCUCAGAACAAAGGCGGGUGCCGACGCUACCAGUCUUUGUUAUCCCCGACAACAACAACAGCGGACAAGAACCGUGCUCCACGGAUGACGCCACACAAGCCCUGGGUCUCGGGCAACUGCUUUCGAUAACGUCGGUGUUACCCGCUUCUCUCGCAAGGGAAAUCGAACAGAAAGCCAGGAAAGAUAUCCUAAGACGAAAACAAAUUGCAGUGAGGCAAGAUGUGAAUGCCGUUAUCGACUUCCACGCUGCAUCUUGCGCCAUCGUGGAAAACAUCGGCAAGUUUGAGGUUGAGGUGAACCGCAAGGGAAGUAUGGACCACACAGUCAAAGUGAGAGUCGAGUCCAUCGAUGGCACCGCUAAAGAAGGUCAAGAAUACGUAGGAGUCAAUCAAGUGAUCAUGUUUGAGCCUGGCGAAGUCUCAAAAAUGGUGGAGGUAGCGAUCGUGGAUGAUAAACAAUGGGAGCCUGACGAGGAGUUCUACCUCCGCCUGUCCCUGCUGCCCCACCGCGAAGACAGGGAAGGCGUCCAGCUCGGCAAGAUCAGCAUCAUGAAAAUUGUCAUUCACAGUGACGAUGAGCCCGGAGUUCUGCAGUUCCAGCGCCGCGGUGUCCUGGUAAAGGAAAGCUGUGGCACCACCCUGGUGCCCGUGGUGCGCAAGAACGGCGCUGAUGGAGAAGUUUCUGUCAAAUGGCGCACUCUCGACCACACAGCCUUCAAUAAAAAGGAUUACAUAGGAGGCGAGGGAGUGCUCACUUUCAAACACACAGUGGUGGAGUUGAAUAUCGAGAUCCCCAUCAUAGACGACAUGAGCGAGAAUAAAGACGCGCAUUUCGAAAUUGAGCUUUACGACCCUGAGGGCGGAGCUACAUUGGGACCCAUCAACCGAACUGCGGUUACCAUCACCAGUGAUGACGAUUUCGACACUGUCAUUUCGAAGAUACGAAACCUCACCAACGCCAACCUGCACGAUUUUCAAGUCCACCACGAGACGUACAUGAGUCAGAUCAGAGACGCGUUUAGCGUAAACGGCGGGGACUACGAGAACACCACAACAUUGGACUAUGUGUUGCAUUUCUUCACUUUCGGCUGGAAGGUAAUAUUCGCGCUGGUCCCUCCGCCAUGCUUCCUUGGCGGUUGGUUGUGUUUCUUCGUCUCGCUUGCCGCCAUCGGCGUCCUGUCGGCCAUCAUCGGCGACUUGGCGUCCAUAUUUGGCUGUCUUGUCGGACUCCAUGACGCCGUUACAGCAAUCGUGUUUGUGGCUUUGGGCACGUCUCUGCCCGACACCUUCGCAUCGAAGACGGCGGCCGUGCAGGAGAAGCACGCGGACAACGCCAUCGGCAACGUCACCGGCAGCAACUCCGUCAACGUCUUCCUUGGUCUCGGCCUGCCGUGGCUCAUUGCUGCCGUCUACCAUUCAGUCAAUAAAUCGACAUUUUAUGUGGAAUCUGGCAACUUGGGCUUCAGCGUAGGACUCUUCACGAUCCUCAGUGCCGUGUGCCUCGGCCUGAUCAUAGCCAGAAGGACGAUCCCUUACUUCGGUAAAGCAGAACUCGGAGGCCCUGCUUUUCCUAAGUACAUGACUGGCUUCCUGAUGAUCGCUCUGUGGCUCAUCUACGUGUUUCUGGCAUCUCUGCAGACAUACGGAUACUUUUAGGAAUCUUCGAUGGUAUUUUAGGAAUCUUAGAUGGUAGGGACCUUAGAUGGUAUUUUAGGAAUCUUAGAUGGUAGGAACCUCAGAUGGUAUUUUAGGAAUCUUAAAUGGUAGGGACCUCAGAUGGUAUUUUAAGAAUCUAAGAUGGUAGGGACCUUAGAUGGUAUUUUAGGAAUCUUAAAUAGUAGGGACCUUAGAUAGUAUUUUAGGAAUCUUAGAUGGUAUUUUAGGAAUCUUAGAUGGUAGGAACCAUAGAUAGUAUUUUAGGAAUCUUAGA
This is a messenger RNA of Hyalella azteca, 3014 nucleotides long. RefSeq names its product sodium/calcium exchanger 3. The record is from RefSeq and is a predicted model, not a curated record. The coding region runs from base 11 to 2740 and encodes 909 amino acids. Gene Ontology annotation, cellular component: membrane. NCBI's taxonomy places the organism in Eukaryota, Metazoa, Arthropoda, Malacostraca, Amphipoda, Hyalellidae. Gene Ontology annotation, biological process: calcium ion transport; transmembrane transport; cell communication. The transcript is spliced from 18 exons. Gene Ontology annotation, molecular function: calcium:sodium antiporter activity.